Molecule: messenger RNA, 508 nt
Organism: Trichobilharzia szidati
Lineage: Eukaryota; Metazoa; Platyhelminthes; Trematoda; Strigeidida; Schistosomatidae
Source: the annotation of a GenBank genome assembly
UUGUUGAAGAGAAGGUCACCCGUUCUUUCAAAUACAUGGGAUACACACUGUUGGAUGAUAGUUCUUUGAGUUAAAGACGUGUUUUGGCCCCGUUGAAAAUAGCAUAAUGAGUGGAUUAUUAAGAAAAAAGGUGAAACCGGAUGAAGGACCAAAUCUUUUAUUUCAAAGUUGGAUAAAAGAAGCAAUGGAGAAGGCAUUUAUCAAAGAUGCUAAAUCUUAUUAUGCUUAUAGAAAAGCAUUUUCAUCAUUGAAAAAGUACCCAUUAUUAUUGUUAAGUGGAAAAGACUGUAAAAUUCUUGAAGGAUUUGGAUCAAAACUGUGCGAUCUGUUAGAUGAAAAACUAGCGAAAUAUGCCAAUGAAUUACAGAUGUCAGUUAUUGAGGCAAUACAUUAUGGGAAUAAAAGUUUGAAGACGUCGACAGCGACAACACCAACAUCAACAGUGGUACAGUCAACUUGUAGCAUAAAUCCACUUGGUGAAGUAAGUGAAAGUUUGGUUUUAUUGUAA